Messenger RNA from Cucurbita pepo subsp. pepo (vegetable marrow), 562 nucleotides. RefSeq names its product heat shock factor-binding protein. Gene Ontology annotation, molecular function: transcription corepressor activity. The record is from RefSeq and is a predicted model, not a curated record. NCBI's taxonomy places the organism in Eukaryota, Viridiplantae, Streptophyta, Magnoliopsida, Cucurbitales, Cucurbitaceae. Gene Ontology annotation, cellular component: nucleus; cytosol. Gene Ontology annotation, biological process: cellular heat acclimation.
CAAAAAAAGGGAGCCAUUCGCUAUAUUCUACGUCCCGCGUUCUUCCCCCGCGAACUGGACGAUUGGGCACCGCGAGUUUCAGCAUCUCCCGAUUGUCUCUUGAAGAUCCACUCUUGCGGAAAUGGAUGGACACGACUCUGAAGAUGCAAAACAAAGCACAGCUGAUAUGACUGUUUUUGUGCAAAAUCUUCUUCAACAGAUGCAAUCAAGGUUCCAAACCAUGUCUGACUCCAUUAUCACAAAGAUUGAUGAGAUGGGAAGCCGCAUAAAUGAAUUGGAGCAGAGCAUCAACGACCUAAAAGCUGAGAUGGGCGUGGAGGGUUCGCCGUUGCCUCCGUCCAAGACGAAUGCCGAUGAAUCGAAGAAAGACGAAGGUUCUGCGUAGACAUAGUUGAGAGUGUAUGUUUUAUUUAUGAGUUUGUUGUCUUUUCGCUAUUGCCUUUGUGAAACUGAAGUCAAUGCUUAGGAUGAGACAGAAAAAUACAAUAUGUUCUAGACAUGGACCUGCUAUUUCAGCAUAAUUUCUUAUUGGCAAUAUAGUGAUGAUUAUACUUUAUGAUUA